AUGUCUGGCGAGGCGCCCCUGGAGGCCAAGAUGGAGCAGCUGGCCACCCCGAGCGGGGCGGAUGCGGCCGUGUCGAACGCCGAGCUGACCGAGGAGGAGAAGCAGGCCCGCAAGGAGGCCAAGAAGGCCGCCAAGGCAGCCGAGAAGGCCGCGAAGGAGGCCGCCAAGGCCCAGCGCGCGCAGCAGCGAGGCCAGAAGGAGGCGCCCGUGGACCGCCCGGACCCGGACGACCCGCUCAAGGACCGCUACGGCGACCUCCCGCUCAUCCAGUCCGCGGAGAGGACCGACCGCGUCUGGACCACGGUCGCGGACCUCACCGCGGCCGACGCCGGCAAGGAGGUCCUCCUGCGCGGCCGCCUGCACACGUCGCGCGGCAAGGGCAAGAGCGCCUUCCUCGUCCUGCGGCAGAACACCGCGACCGUCCAGCUCGUGAUGUUCGCGGACGACAAGACCGUGUCCAAGCACAUGAUCAAGUACGCCAUGGCGCUGCCCCGCGAGAGCAUCAUCGAGGUCACCGGCGUCGCGAAGGACGCCAAGGUCGAGGCCUGCAGCCAGUCCGACGUCGAGCUCGCCGUCACCUCCAUCCGCGCCAUCACGCGCGCGGCGGCGCUGCCGUUCGAGGUGGUGGACGCGGCGCGCUCGGACGUGGAGGUCGCGGAGCUGCAGGCCAAGGGCGAGGUGAUGCCCACGGUCUCGCAGGACGUGCGCCUCAACAAGCGGUACAUCGACCUCCGCACGCCCGCCAACCAGGCCAUCUUCCGCGUGCAGUCCCAGGUGUGCCAGCUGUUCCGCGAGUCGAUGCUGAAGAACGGGUUCGUGGAGGUGCACACGCCGAAGAUCAUCGCGGGGUCGUCCGAGGGCGGCGCGGCGGUGUUCAAGCUGGACUACAUGGGCACCUCCGCGUGCCUCGCGCAGAGCCCGCAGCUGUACAAGCAGAUGUGCGUCAUGUCGGACUUCCCGGGGGUGUUCGAGAUCGGACCCGUGUUCCGCGCGGAGCAGUCCUUCACGCACCGGCACCUCUGCGAGUUCACCGGCCUCGACUUCGAGAUGGCCAUCAAGGAACACUACCACGAGGUGCUCGACGUGAUCGACGAGCUGUUCCUGCGCAUCUUCGACGGGCUGAACGAGCGGUGCGCGCACGAGCUCGAGACGAUCGCCAAGCAGUACCCCUUCACCCCCCUCCGGUACCUCCGCAAGGCCCCCCGCAUCCCCUUUGUGGAGGGCAUCAAGAUGCUGCAGGACGCCGGGUUCGCCGACGCGGACCCGGACGCGGACCUGUCCACCGAGCUCGAGCGCGAGCUGGGCCGCCUCGUCGCCGAGAAGUACAACACGGACUUCUACUUCCUGACGCGCUUCCCGCUGGCGGCGCGCCCGUUCUACACCAUGCCGGCGCCGGACGACCCGACGCGGACGAACUCGUUCGACAUCUUCAUCCGCGGCGAGGAGAUCAUCUCCGGCGCGCAGCGUAUCCACGAGCCCGAGCUCCUCGCGAAGCGCGCGGCGGAGUGCGGCAUCGAGGUGGCCAGCAUCCAGGACUACAUCGAUGCCAUGAAGUUCGGGGCGUACCCGCACGGCGGCGUGGGCGUGGGCCUCGAGCGCGUCGUGAUGCUCUUCCUGGGGCUCAACAACAUCCGGAAGACGUCGAUGUUCCCGCGCGACCCCAAGCGGCUGACGCCGUAG
This is a messenger RNA of Pedinophyceae sp. YPF-701, 1680 nucleotides long. The record is from the annotation of a GenBank genome assembly. NCBI's taxonomy places the organism in Eukaryota, Viridiplantae, Chlorophyta, Pedinophyceae.